Molecule: messenger RNA, 926 nt
Organism: Sceloporus undulatus (fence lizard)
Lineage: Eukaryota; Metazoa; Chordata; Lepidosauria; Squamata; Phrynosomatidae
Gene: RPL7
Product: ribosomal protein L7
Exons: 7
Coding region: 124-867 (247 amino acids)
Biological process (GO): maturation of LSU-rRNA from tricistronic rRNA transcript (SSU-rRNA, 5.8S rRNA, LSU-rRNA)
Cellular component (GO): cytosolic large ribosomal subunit
Molecular function (GO): structural constituent of ribosome; RNA binding
Source: RefSeq, a predicted model, not a curated record
UAGCCACCUAAAUCUGAAGCGGCGGGGCUUUGUGUUCUGAGGCCCCUUCCAUUGAGGCCACUCGCCGAGCCUUUAUGUUCACUGCGCCUGCGCAAACUUUUCCUUUCCCCUCCAGCGGCCAUCAUGGCGGGCGACGAGGCAAAGAAGAAGCUGCCCUCAGUUCCUGAAACCCUUUUGAAGAAAAGGAAGGCUUUUGCUGAGCUAAAGGCCAAACGUCUGAAGAGGAUGUUGGCUCAAAAGAAGUUGCGAAAGGAGGAACGAAAACUCAUCUAUAAAAGAGCUCAGUCCUACCACAAAGAGUACAGGCAGAUGUACCGACGAGAGAUUCGCAUGGCCCGCAUGGCCCGUAAAGCUGGCAAUUACUAUGUACCUGCUGAACCCAAACUGGCAUUUGUGAUCAGGAUCAGAGGAAUUAACGGCGUUAGUCCCAAAGUUCGCAAGGUACUGCAGCUCCUUCGCCUGCGUCAGAUUUUCAAUGGCACAUUUGUGAAACUCAACAAAGCUUCCAUUAAUAUGCUAAGAAUCGUUGAACCUUACAUUGCCUGGGGUUAUCCCAACUUGAAAUCUGUUCAUGAGCUGAUCUACAAACGUGGCUUUGGGAAGAUCAACAAGCAGCGCAUUGCUUUGACUGAUAACACUCUGAUCAAGAAAUCAUUGAAAAAGUAUGGCAUCAUUUGCAUGGAAGAUCUGGUCCAUGAAAUUUAUACUGUUGGCAAAAACUUCAAAGCAGCAAACAACUUUCUGUGGCCAUUCAAGUUGUCUUCUCCUCGGGGUGGAAUGAAGAAGAAGACUAUUCAUUUUGUAGAAGGUGGAGAUGCAGGAAACAGGGAAGACCAGAUUAACAGGCUCAUAAGGAGGAUGAAUUAAUAAUGGAGCUCAGAUGAUGACUACACAUUCUUAAUAAUAAAAAAGAACUUUUGUGCAAA